AUGGCUUGGGAAUAUCUUGGUCUAAUUUCCACUUUUUUCUUCCAGGGACAGAAAUCUUGGAUAGAAAAAACCUUUUGCAAACAAGAAUGUAUCUUUGUAAUUCCCAGCACUAAAGAUCCUAACAGGUGUUGCUGUGGCCAGCUCACCAACCAGCAUAUCCCCCCUCUGCCGAGUGUAACAGCCAGCAAAAAUGGAGAGGAGAACAAGCAGGUGGAGACUCAGCCUGAAAAAUGGUCUGUUGGCAAACACACCCAGAGCUACCCAACAGAUUCCUACGGGGUUCUUGAAUUCCAGGGUGGCGGAUACUCCAACAAAGCCAUGUAUAUACGGGUCUCCUAUGACACGAAGCCAGAUUCACUGCUUCAUCUCAUGGUGAGAGACUGGCAGCUGGAACUCCCCAAGCUCUUAAUAUCCGUGCACGGAGGCCUCCAGAACUUUGAGAUGCAGCCCAAGCUGAAGCAGGUCUUUGGGAAAGGUCUGAUCAAGGCUGCUGUGACCACUGGGGCCUGGAUCUUCACUGGGGGCAUCAGCACAGGUGUAAUCAGCCAUGUGGGGGAUGCCUUGAAAGACCACUCCUCCAAGUCCAGAGGCCGGGUUUGUGCUAUAGGAAUUGCUCCCUGGGGCAUCGUGGAGAAUAAAGAAGAUCUGGUUGGAAGGGAUGUGACACGGGUGUACCAGACCAUGUCCAACCCCCUGAGUAAGCUCUCUGUGCUCAACAACUCACACACGCACUUCAUCCUGGCUGACAAUGGCACCCUGGGCAAGUACGGUGCCGAGGUGAUGCUGAGAAGGCAGCUGGAGAAGCACAUCUCUCUGCAGAAGAUCAACACAAGACUGGGGCAGGGUGUGCCCGUCGUGGGCCUCGUGGUGGAAGGGGGCCCGAACGUGGUUUCCAUGGUCCUGGAGUACCUCCGAGAAGAGCCUCCGGUCCCCGUGGUGGUCUGCGACGGCAGUGGCCGGGCCUCGGACAUCCUGUCUUUUGCACACAAGUACUCUGAAGAAGGAGGGGUAAUCAAUGACUCCCUCAGAGACCAGCUUCUAGUUACCAUUCAGAAAACAUUUAAUUACAGCAAGACACAAUCGCAUCAGCUCUUUGUGAUGAUCAUGGAGUGCAUGAAAAAGAAAGAACUUGUCACUGUGUUUAGAAUGGGUUCCGAGGGUCAGCAGGACAUUGAAAUGGCAAUUUUAACCGCCCUGCUGAAAGGCACAAACGCAUCGGCUCGGGACCAGCUGAGCUUGGCGCUGGCUUGGAACCGCGUGGACAUAGCUCGGAGCCAGAUCUUUGUCUUUGGGCCCCGUUGGCCGCCCCUGGGAAGCCUGGCCCCCCCAACGGAUAGCAAGGCCAUGGAGAAGAAGAAGCCACCCACAGCGACCACCAAGGGGGGCAGAGGAAAAGGAAAAGGCAAGAAGAAAGGGAAGGUGAAAGAGGAGGUGGAGGAAGAAACUGACCCCCGGAAGCUCGAGCUGCUGAACUGGGUGAACGCUCUGGAGCAGGCCAUGUUGGACGCGCUGGUCUUAGACCGAGUGGACUUUGUGAAGCUCCUGAUUGAAAAUGGAGUCAACAUGCAGCAUUUUCUCACCAUCCCGAGGCUGGAAGAGCUUUAUAACACCAGACUGGGUCCACCAAACACACUUCAUUUGCUGGUGAGGGAUGUAAAAAAGGGCAACCUUCCACCCGAUUACCACAUCAGCCUCAUAGACAUUGGGCUUGUGCUGGAGUACCUCAUGGGGGGCGCCUACCGCUGCAACUACACAAGGAAGGGCUUCCGGACCCUUUACAACAACCUGUUUGGACCCAAGAGGCCUAAAGCUCUCAAACUUCUGGGAAUGGAAGAUGAUGAGCCUCCAGCCAAAGGGAAGAAAAAGAAGAAGAAAAAAAAAGAGGAGGAGUUGGACAUUGAUGUGGACGACCCCGCCGUGAGUCGAUUCCAGUACCCCUUCCACGAGCUGAUGGUGUGGGCCGUGCUGAUGAAGCGCCAGAAAAUGGCAGUGUUCCUCUGGCAGCGGGGGGAGGAGAGCAUGGCGAAGGCCCUGGUGGCCUGCAAGCUCUACAAGUCCAUGGCCCACGAGUCCUCCGAGAGCGAGCUGGUGGACGACAUCUCCCAGGACCUGGACAACAACUCCAAAGACUUUGGCCAGCUUGCUGUGGAGCUCUUGGACCAGUCCUACAAGCAUGACGAGCAGAUCGCCAUGAAACUGCUGACCUAUGAGCUGAAAAACUGGAGCAACUCGACCUGCCUCAAACUGGCUGUCGCAGCCAAACAUCGGGACUUCAUUGCCCACACCUGCAGCCAGAUGCUGCUGACUGACAUGUGGAUGGGAAGGCUGCGGAUGAGGAAAAACCCUGGCCUGAAGGUUAUCAUGGGGAUUCUUCUCCCCCCAACCAUCUUGUUUUUGGAAUUUCGCACCUGUGAUGACUUCUCAUAUCAAACAUCCAAGGAAAAUGAAGAGGGCAAAGAAAAAGAGGAGGAGAAUGUGGAUGCGAAUGCAGACACUGGCUCGAGAAAGGGGGAUGAGGAGAACGAACAAAAAAAGCAAAGAAGUGUUCCCAUCGGGACCAAGAUCUGCGAAUUCUACAACGCUCCUAUUGUCAAGUUCUGGUUUUACACGAUAUCUUACCUGGGUUACCUACUGCUGUUCAACUACGUCAUCCUGGUGCGGAUGGAGCGCUGGCCCUGCCUCCAGGAGUGGAUCGUCAUCUCCUACAUCGUGAGCCUGGCCCUGGAGAAAAUUCGGGAGAUCCUCAUGUCAGAACCCGGUAAACUCAGCCAGAAAAUAAAAGUUUGGCUUCAGGAAUAUUGGAACAUCACAGACCUCGUGGCCAUUUCCAUGUUCAUGAUUGGAGCCAUCCUGCGCCUACAGAAGCAGCCCUACAUGGGCUAUGGCCGCGUGAUCUACUGCGUGGAUAUCAUCUUCUGGUACAUCCGUGUCCUGGACAUCUUUGGUGUCAACAAGUAUCUGGGACCCUACGUGAUGAUGAUCGGAAAAAUGAUGAUUGACAUGCUGUAUUUUGUGGUCAUCAUGCUGGUGGUGUUGAUGAGUUUUGGAGUAGCCCGUCAAGCCAUUUUGCAUCCAGAUGAGGAGCCUUCUUGGAAACUGGCCCGAAACAUCUUCUACAUGCCCUACUGGAUGAUCUAUGGAGAGGUGUUUGCAGACCAGAUAGACCCUCCUUGUGGUGACAACCAGUAUGAUGAGGAGGGCAAGCGGCUCCCUCCCUGCAUCCCGGGCGCCUGGCUCACGCCCGCCAUCAUGGCUUGCUACCUGCUGGUGGCCAACAUCCUGCUCGUGAACUUGCUCAUCGCUGUUUUCAACAAUACCUUCUUUGAAGUAAAGUCAAUAUCCAACCAAGUGUGGAAAUUCCAGCGUUAUCAGCUGAUUAUGACAUUUCAUGACCGGCCAGUCUUGCCUCCACCAAUGAUCAUUUUAAGCCAUGUCUAUAUAAUCAUUAUGCGUCUCAGCCGCCACUGCAGGAAAAAAAGAGAAGGGGACCAAGACGAACAGGAUCGUGGAUUGAAGCUGUUUCUCAGCGAGGAGGAGCUGAAGAGGCUGCACGAGUUUGAGGAGCAGUGUGUCCGGGAGCAUUUCCAGGAGAAGGAAGACGAGCAGCAGUCAUCCAGCGAGGAGCGCAUCCGCGUCACCUGUGAGAGAGUUGAAAAUAUGUCCAUGAGGUUGGAAGAAAUCAACGAAAGAGAAAACUUUAUGAAAACUUCCCUACAGACUGUUGACCUUCGCCUUUCCCAACUGGAAGAACUAUCUAGCAGAAUGGUGAAUGCGCUGGAAAACCUCGCAGGAAUCGACAAGUCCUACCUGAUGCAGACUCGGUCCCGGGCUUCUUCUGAAUGCGAUGCAACGUACCUUCUAAGGCAAAGCAGCAUCAACAGUGCCGAUGGCUACAGCAUGUACAGGUAUCUUUUCAACGGGGAGGAGUUGUUGUAUGAGGAUACUUCCCUCUGCAUGCCACCUGGGACGGGGUUCAGGAAAAAAGUUGGUUCCUUCCGUGUGAAGGAAGAGAAGGACCAAAGAACACACCUGGUCCGAGAGCGUCAGGGCAGCCUUCGCCUGCCACCCAGCACGAGCGCGCCAGCAUCCCCAGAUGGCGAUCGACUUGCAUCAGACAACGUGAAGAGCACCUCAGAGCCGAAAUUAGGUCCAGAUGUUGGGGUUUCAGCUGAAGAUGAUGAAAGGCAGGCAGACUCUAAGAGAGGAGAAACGAGCUCCCCAAGUUUCAGUCAAACAGAUAUUAUGCACGGACAGAACAAGUCGGAUUUUCAAAGCACUCAGCUAACAGUGGAAACAACGAAGACAGAAGGCACCAUUUCUUAUCCCCUGGAAGAAACAAAACUGACCCGUUAUUACCCUGAUGAGACGUUCAGUGCUUGUAAAGCAAUGAAGUCCAGAAGCUUUGUAUGUUCCCGGGGAAGAAAGCUGGUCAGCGGGGUUAACAAGUGGAGUGCAGUUGGGGACCAAACAUGCCCCUCCACAGUUCAGCAAUGGACCACAGAGUGGAGGUAUCAAGUUCAAAAGAUUAUGCGUUCUCAGAGCACAGAUAUCCCUUCCUUUGGGUCUGAAACGGCAGUGCAGGCCGAGCAUCAGGGGCGUUUCACAGACACCGAAGAUGAAAACUGUGUUUCUGAAACAGGCCCUCAGAUCUCCCAUUUGUCACUAGCUGUUACUGACAGAACUGACAAGGAAAACUUACUGUCUGUGAAAACACACCAAACUUUGGGAUUCCCAUCUUUAAGGUCAAAAAGUUUACAUGGCCAUCCUAGGAAUGCUAAAGCCAUUCAGGGCACCUUAGACAGAUCUGGACAUGCCAGCAGUGUAAGUAACUUAGCAGUUGUGUCCAGAAUUACAAUGGAAGACCUGAAAGUUAAGCAAGAGAAAAAUUCCUCAGAAACUGAAUGCUAAUGAGUUUUGUUUUUUUGAUUUUUCAAUCAGAACAACUGAUGAGUCCCAUCUUGAUCAUCUAAACAUCAUCCAUUUCUGAAAUCAUUUUCAUUAAAAACGUUUGACAAUUUGGACUUAUUUAAAAUUUAGAGUUUAAUUUUAGUGCAUUACAAUCUAAAAUGUAAUGCACUAAACUUAACGUUUUGUUAGCAUAUGUUAGUAAACUUAGCUUUUUUAGUUGGAGUAGGAUCAAUGAAAGUGAUAAUGCUCCAGUCACGAUAAAUUGCUUCAUCAGUAUACAGGAUCCUACGAUCUUUGUAUUUCUGGGGGCAACCGAAUAGCCAAAGAAAUGCCUUUGGGUGACACCAGUAGGUUACUUAAGGGAGUAAGCAACUGUGGAAGAAAGGGAAAUGAAAGACAAAGCAAACAUGAAAAAAAAUGGAGGGGUUGGGGAAAAGAACAAUAAAAUUAUGAGGUGCAAGAAGUGAGAAUUGGAAAGGGGAAGUAAACAUCAUGUGUUCUUUAUGGGUUUCUAUUUAUUUUAUGUUUUAAGGUUUUAUGUUUUAAAAUUACACGAUGGGAAAAAAAAGGCCACGAUUAUAUCAAAGGUCACACUGUAAUAGGGUAGGGUGACCAAGAGUUUUGUUAAUGUGUAAAAAAUAAAGUAUCCCACAUGAAUUUUCCUGUUGUCAUCUAGUCCUUGUUGGCAAACAAAUUAAUUGUACUUCUGUCUACACAAUGGUUUGUGUAAAGCUGUGGCUAAAACCUAAAGGAUACAUACACGUUCAAGGUGGAAUUCUCAAGAACUACAAAGAUGAUUCAUGGCUAAAAACACAAGGUGUGCUUCAACUUGUAAGUUCAAUGACACAGCAUCGCCAUAAACUGGCAAGGGGCAAGGGGAGGAGAGAGAGAGAGAGAAAUUAAUUCACUGCAGUUAUGACAAGGGUACUAGUCAGAGACCUCAGGAGACUUGAGAGUUUAAUAGCCAGAUAAGAAUCCCUGAACUGAGCUGGAUUCGAGACUAUUUAAUCAAUCCUGCUACCUGUGUUAUUUGACCCAAGGAUAAACCCAUUCCAUUUGACCUCAUUCCUAAAUCUCUGCUUUGGGUGUCAAGAAAACUUGGAGCCUUUUGCCACAACCUAAAAAAAGGUUUCUCAGAACAAGCUGGAGAACCUCUGACAGCUCGAGAGAGCAGGUCUGAAGAAGGCAAAGCUUUUGUUUGGAAUUCUCCACCUGUCCACUCAUUACACAGGCCCCUUUUCUAGGUCACUCCCCCACCUUGCCUCAGGUGUGGGGCCUG
Kogia breviceps (pygmy sperm whale) is the source of this 6187-nucleotide messenger RNA. Lineage: Eukaryota; Metazoa; Chordata; Mammalia; Artiodactyla; Physeteridae. The record is from RefSeq and is a predicted model, not a curated record.